Molecule: messenger RNA, 3520 nt
Organism: Pseudophryne corroboree (corroboree frog)
Lineage: Eukaryota; Metazoa; Chordata; Amphibia; Anura; Myobatrachidae
Gene: REM1
Product: RRAD and GEM like GTPase 1
Exons: 5
Coding region: 269-1099 (276 amino acids)
Biological process (GO): negative regulation of high voltage-gated calcium channel activity
Cellular component (GO): plasma membrane
Molecular function (GO): GTP binding; GTPase activity; calcium channel regulator activity
Source: RefSeq, a predicted model, not a curated record
UACUGUUGUAGCCUGUACUGUAUAAAGCACAAUUGGGUGACAGGAUACAGUUGUCAGCACAAGAGCCAGAUGCACUGGAAGACAUACGCAUACAGCACAGGGAGCCCAGAACCUGUCCUAGGACAAGGCUGCUUCAUAAAUACAAUUCACGAGAGAGAUUCAUCAAGAAGAAAACUUGCCUGAAACACUUUAAAGUUUACAGUGACAAGUGGAGACCAAUUUCAGGACACAGAAAGAAAACAGAUUCAGCAUACGCCACGGGGCAGAGAUGUGUGCCACUCGUGUCCCCUUGCGAAGGAGAGCAAGCACACCCUUGCCUUGUGCACACCAGAACCGCUCACAGAACACUCAUUUCGUAAUGGAGGUGCCCACACCCCUGCAGCCCACACUUGAGCCUCAUGGUAGUGAAUCACUGGAGUCAGCAGGCUCAGAUGGAACAUCUGAGGGCUUCUUCAGGGUUGUCCUGCUCGGAGAUCCUGGGGUUGGGAAGUCCAGUCUGAUUGGUAUAUUCAGAAGAGAACAAGACAGAGAUACACAAGAACAACAAGAGCUGUACCAGUGCACACUAACGGUAGAUGGUGAGGAUACCAAUCUGCUUCUAAUGGACAUCUGUGAGGUUCAGAAGCCAUUUGCUGGAAUGGAGAGCGCCAUGCGUGUGGGGCAUGCAUAUAUCAUUGUCUAUUCAAUCACAGACCGCUCCAGCUUUGAAAGUGCCUCAGAGUUAAGAAUCCAGCUCAGACGCACACGUCAGUAUGAAAAUAUUCCAAUAAUCCUGGUAGGGAAUAAGACAGACCUCGUUCGCAGCCGAGAAGUGUCUGUGGAAGAGGGUCGUGCUUGUGCUGUGGUGUUUGACUGUAAAUUCAUAGAGACAUCAGCUUCCCUACAGCACAAUGUCCAAGAGCUGUUUGAGGGGAUGGUGCGGCAGAUCCGGCUUAGAAGAGAUGGAGCUGAUACAUCUGAAAGCUGUCGGGUGCGGAGUCAGCGCAAGGAAAGCCUUAGCAAGCGGGCACGCAGGUUUCUGGACCGGCUCGUAACCCGAAACAGCAAGACCGUUCUGAGAGUACAUUCACGCUCAUGUCACGACCUGUCCGUACUCUGAAUGAUCGAUUUAUGGUUAUUGAGGACCUGCAAACUCAGAGCAUGACAAAGUUCACAGGCCACAGUAUUCCUUCUCUGGCCGAGAAUGAAGUAGUGUACAGCGUGAUUCACUUACAGGGAUGUUUAACAGGGAAAUGGAUAUCCUGCAGGAGCAAUCCCACAAAGACUGACAAUCAUUCAUCAGUACAACCAAAAUAAAUAACUGCUUUCACUUGGACAAUUUAAUGGAUGUAAAUUCAUUUUUGUGACUGUCCUGUUGCUCUUCUGUUGCACAUUUCACUUUUUUUCUUUAUUGCACUAUUGUAACGUGAUUAAUAGGAACACUUAUUGGAGACAGAAACCAUUUUUUUUUCUACGUAACUAUCUUCAAGACAAUCGUACACCCGGACUACAUCUCAGGAUCUACUUUUGUAAUUAGAAACAGUUUUCACUUAAAUACUGUACUUAAAGAAAAGUGCAGGAAUCUGUCUCUUCUUACCAGUGCCCUGUGUCUCUUCCUACCAUUCUUCCAUCUUUCUCUCUCCCUCUCUCCCUCCUCUCUCUCCUUUUAGGAUUUCAUGGAAUUUCACCCAGCUCCCUCUAAUCCAACGCUGACCAAACAGUGGAAAAAUUGAGCUCAAUGUUUAUGAAGCGAGCCCAAGAGAGAGACUGUAUGGAUAGACAGGGGAGAGAGAGGAGGGAGGAGAAUGAAUUGCUUAUACACUGUAAAGUUCAGUACAGUGAAGAGGAUAUUUCCCGUUUACUGAGGGUGUGAAAUGUAUUACUCAGGUGAGGAGCUCUGUGAUGCAGUGAGUGGUGUGCAAGUAAUGAUCUCAGAGAACAGGCUGGCAUCAGUGGUCUGUGUUCAAUAAAUGCAGGGACAGUAUCCCCCAGGGGCGGAUUGGCCAUAGGGAUCACCAGGAAGAAUCCUGGUAGACCGAUGUCUGUAAGGCCCUGUUUUGUGUGUUGUCAUGUGGCCCUACCCCUCAAAUGACAGGCAGCCCACCGCACUCAGUACACUGCAUUGUCCCCGUUCAUUCUGUUAUUCAAUCUCUGCAGUACAGCAACUCUGCCAUCCAGUGAUGCUGCCAUGGCUACAUGGUAUGUUAUACCUCUUGUGCUGCCCAUGUCGGGGCACUUCUACAAAGUUUUACAGGGACAUUUUUAGUUCCCAAUCUGCCCCUGGUCUCAGAGAAAGUUUGUAAUUGCAUACAAUCAGGCCCUAUGAGGAGGGAACCCGCUCCCUCAACAGACCCCACCCCCUCAUCAGACCGCACCCCCAUUAGGGCUGCUUUAAUAAAUUUCCCGGGCUGGUUUUCCAUCCCAAUCCGCCCCUGGUAUCCUCUGAACAAACAUUGGAAAACAGUAGCCUUGGCUCUGUCAUGGUGGCAGUUCAGUAUUCUGAGGCUUGCUUUUAGUAACCAAUAGACUGGGGUUAGCAUUCUAAAAUAAUGGUUGCUACUGUAUAUGCAUAUAACAGAUUGGAAAUCAGUGUUCUACAAGUUGGAGAACAUUGGAGCUAAGUACUGUAUUAUAAGGGGUACUUCCAACAGACAGUUUGGAGCUCACAAAUUUGCAAUGAAGUAUGUUUCCAGCAUCCUGGAUGGAGCGGUGUUACAUGCACCUAGUAGUUUGGGGUUUAGCAUCCUAGAAGGAGGGGUAAAACAGGCAUUUAUUAGAUGCAGAUUUGGUCUUCUGAAAAGGGGUAGCGUUUCUUUGUGCCCGGUGUGACUUCUAUAUGGGAAUCUGGGCUCACAUCAGUAGUGGGGUUUCCAGACUCAUAUUGUAAUUCUGUACAUCUUAUUGUUCUGCUCAUGAUGGUAUGUGAGUUCCGUUCUUCAACCUGAUUAAAGUCUUUCUCCACAUUGAUGUGUGCUUUGUACAUGGCACUUUCAGCCACUCAUUGCUUUUUAUGCCUGGCAGACAGAUAUUGUUUUACAUGGGGGGUACGAUGGACAGUACAGAGAGAUUCUUAAAAGGUUGGAUUUACUUGAAAAGUUAGAAUUCUUUGUUGAGCGAAAAGUAAUUCAUACAUACAUGUUUAAAUUAAUGUAUAUAAAAUGUUUGUACCUAUAUUAUAAAUGGGCAGCAGUUCUUAAAAGAGAGGGCUAUUAUAUUGGUCUGUAUGCAAGGGCCUACAGAAACAUUCCCUGCUCUUUAUACAGAGGAUACUAUCCAAUUACUUGAGUGGAUGGAUAAACGCAGAAGUAUGCAACCUGUGUCUGUCCAGUUGUGGUGGAACUACAAAUAACAGUAUGCCAUGUCAAUGCAUGUUCAUAUCACAUUCUGGAAACAUCUCUCAAUUCAUCAUGGACACCCACCAGCUGUACAUGGAGCAAAGAUAUAAGGUUCACAAAUGAUUCUGCAUAUUGGAUAGUGGUUAAACUGUCCAUUGUUCAAAGUAUUGAAUACGGUUUCCAAUUUCUCUUGAAACCCCACCAAA